AUGGCCGCGGUCAUGACACAAACCCAGUGCGUCUCUUCGGACGACACCUUAUCCCCAGGCUCUGUACUAAAGUUGGGCUCGCCGCCUCACGAUGCAGAGUCGAUGGGACUAGAAGCGCUGCUGAAGGGCGCCACCAGUGUUUUUGACAUUGCGCCCGAGACUGCGCUCCUACUGAUCUGCAACAAUAUCGAAAAAUUGGUUGCGCAUUUUGAGACAUUGCCUGCCUCUACCUCCUCUUAUCCCAACUCCAAUGGCUCGACCCCGAUGGAACCCCAGACACCGACGGAAGAAGAACCACCGAUGAGGAGUGUAGGAUUACACUGUGGUGAUACCGAGGACGGGAACGGCGACCGAUCCGAAGAGGACACUUUUCAACUACGGAUGCUCUCGCGAAAGUUCCUCUCCAAGAAUAUCCCCCCGAUUGCGCUGAAGGAUUACCUCCAGCGUCUACACCGAUACUGUCCCAUGUCGACCGCGGUCCUUCUCGCUGCGAGCGUCUAUAUCACGAGGAUGGCCUUCGUGGAGAAAGUAGUUCGUCCAUCACCGAAGAACAUGCACCGACUCGUUCUUGCGGGACUUUUAGUUGCCACGAAGGCACUUGAAGAUCUCAGUUUCCCGCAUAGUCGCGUGGCCAAAGUCGGCGGAGUCUCUGAGCAGGAGCUCUCCAAACUGGAAGUGGCCUUUUGCUUCUUGGCUGACUUUGACCUGCGUGUGGAUGCGCGGAUGCUGAUGGAUGAGGCGAGGAUACACUGCACUGGACAUUUGCAGUUAUCUGAAACUGAUUUUCUGGAGGAGAAGAGUGGUUGA
Penicillium subrubescens is the source of this 807-nucleotide messenger RNA. Its product is annotated as putative cyclin-dependent protein kinase complex component. Gene Ontology annotation, biological process: regulation of cyclin-dependent protein serine/threonine kinase activity. Gene Ontology annotation, molecular function: cyclin-dependent protein serine/threonine kinase regulator activity; protein kinase binding. The transcript has a single exon. Gene Ontology annotation, cellular component: nucleus; cyclin-dependent protein kinase holoenzyme complex. The record is from RefSeq and is a predicted model, not a curated record. Lineage: Eukaryota; Fungi; Ascomycota; Eurotiomycetes; Eurotiales; Aspergillaceae. The coding region runs from base 1 to 807 and encodes 268 amino acids.